CGUCAGAUUGUCAAUAAGCGUCACGUGACGUCAGAGGCAGAGGGAACAGUAAAAGAACAAGAUGGAGGAGUAUGCCAGAGAACCAUGCCCCUGGAGGAUUGUGGACGACUGUGGGGGAGCCUUCACCAUGGGAGCUAUUGGAGGAGGAAUUUUUCAGGCAGUAAAAGGCUUCAGAAACGCACCCUCAGGAAUGAACCACCGAAUGAGAGGUAGCUUGACUGCCAUCAAGACUAGAGCCCCACAGCUUGGAGGAAGCUUUGCAGUAUGGGGAGGCCUCUUCUCCAUGAUUGACUGUGGUUUAGUAAAAGUACGAGGGAAGGAGGAUCCCUGGAACUCAAUUACAAGUGGGGCAAUGACAGGAGCUAUCCUUGCUGCAAGAAAUGGACCAGUAGCCAUGGUAGGCUCUGCAGCCAUGGGAGGUAUCCUGCUGGCGUUGAUAGAAGGUGCUGGGAUCUUGCUUACUAGGUUUGCCUCUUCACAGUUCCCAACUGGUCCCCAGUUUGCAGAGGAACCUGCCCCUGCUCCCAUGCCCACCCCCUCCUUUGGAGACUACAGACAAUACCAAUGAGAGGACUCCCCCACUUCUUAUCCACUAGGCCUUUUUGAAUUCCUUGCUGAUGUUACAAAGAAGAAAUGGAGAUGUCAAAUACCACACAUCAAACAGUAGCACCCAACUUAAUGGACUGUGUCAGACCAGUGAAGGACAAAAUACAUCUUCAUUUUCCAUCUUUCAAGAGCCAUGUACAGAUCUGCCUUUUUGCCAUUCUCAGCCUUGUCAAGUGCAUCCGUUUCACCUUACAUCGCUUUAAUGCAGACAUGCGGUGAGAUUUGUGUUUGAUGUUGGAUGGUUUGUGUGGACGAGGUGUGUUUUUUCUGUUUUGUUCAUAUACAGUAUGUACUGCAUGUAACCCAACAAGUGGAAAAUCAAGAGAGACAAGCUCUGUUGAAUCGAACAAAAACACAUCACACAUGGGACAUCGUGAAUUAUAUACUUAUGUGUAUAUACAGUAAAGGCUUUCUGUUUGUCUGUUCACUUAUGUUAGUCUUCAUUUGCCUUAAAUAUUGUCACCUGCUUGGGCUGGCCGCUGACAUUCAGCUGGCCUUUUUUAUUUUAUUUUAAUCAGCGUUAUGAAGGCAAACCCCAAUCAGAUACAAUGCUAUCCCUGCAAUACGGAUUUGUGUCAAAGUGAUUUAUUUAUUUUAGAUUGUACAGAGUUGUAUCAGAUAAUUCAUUUUUAUGUGAUGGCGCUUUUACAUUCAACACAAAGGUGUGGAUAAGGCUGCCAAUGACAAAGGAUGGCUUAGGCAGUACAAAUGAAUGGUGAAACUCAAGCAAGGGAUUGAUGCAUACUGUAUGAAAUCUGUAUUAUAGAAUAUUCUAUGGUACAAUAAAUAAAUAAGUUGUUUAGUGUG
Molecule: messenger RNA, 1413 nt
Organism: Perca flavescens (yellow perch)
Lineage: Eukaryota; Metazoa; Chordata; Actinopteri; Perciformes; Percidae
Gene: timm17a
Product: translocase of inner mitochondrial membrane 17 homolog A (yeast)
Exons: 6
Coding region: 62-568 (168 amino acids)
Biological process (GO): protein import into mitochondrial matrix
Cellular component (GO): TIM23 mitochondrial import inner membrane translocase complex
Molecular function (GO): transmembrane protein transporter activity
Source: RefSeq, a predicted model, not a curated record